ACACACUCUCUCUCUCUCUCUAUCUCUCUCUCUCACACAUUCACACACUCACACACACACACAAAUUGUAUAGCAAUAGCUGAGGUCCUUGAUCUGUUGAUUUAUUUAUAGGUAAAUAUAGAUAAAGCCUAAGAAUGACCUGGGAUUUUGGUACUUAGAAUACACCAAUGCUUUGUCAUUUAAUUUGCCCCAACUAAAUUUUAAUGAAGAAAAUUUCCCAUCUCAAUUUUCCAUAAAAUAAUGUUCUCAAGUCACGGAUGGUUUUCGAUAUUCUUUUAUUUUUGUUUUGAUAUUUUUGUUUUAAAUGUGUUAUAUAUUUAUAUAUUGUGUCUCAGUAUGUAAUGUUCUAAUCUUGUAGUUAUUUUGCCUCUGCACUAUUCGUGACAACUAUAAGUUCUGACUUGAUAUAAGAUUGUGUUAUGUGUGUUUGAGUAAAGCUUAUUUUAACCCAACAUGCAUCAUUAAACAUGCAACACUUUCCUUUCAUAAAUCAAACUGUUCUUUCAUAAAGCUAACUGUUCUUUUGCUGUGAACAGGUAUGCCUGCAGAGCAGAAAAGACAGCAUGUGUGUUUUUGUGUUUUGUUCUGUUUUGGCGGGCUUGAAAUUUGUUAGGUGGGAAUGUUACAUGGUCAGUAAGGAAAGAUACACAUUUGUUCAUGGUUGUCCCAAACAAGCUACCUUCCUCCCUGAGAUUCCUACAGGCAACAUGGUAUUGUUUACAUUUAGUGUCUUCCUUGUCCUGUACUUUUCAACUUGGUGUCAAGUUUGCUUUAAAAUUGCAAUAUAAGUUAUUUUUGUUUUACAUCAGGAAAUAUAUACAGUAUAUAAAUCUUUAGAUUAAAAGGCCAAUACAGCAUUCAUAGCAUUGCAAUAACAGGUGAAGCACAUAGUGGAGUCUAUGGUCUAUUUGCGUGCGUGUCCAAAGCAUAAAGAGAAGGAAAUCUGGUGUUAAGGCCCUGCUAUAUGACAUCCGCCUUCGAGACGGAUCAGUUCUAUUGCACUAAACUUUCUAACGCUAAACUAUGUCAUUACCAGUCAAGCCAUAAUAUGUUUCAGUGUAUAAUUGAUAAAAAUGUGUCGUGUCUCCUAGUGCCCUUGAGAAGUAUUGUAUUAGUUGGUAAGACAGGUACUGGGAAGAGCUCCUCUGGAAAUACCAUCCUGGGCAAGAAAGUCUUCAAAGCUGCCACAAGCAGCUCUUCUGUCACCAGCACCUGCGUGAAGGAGACAGGAGAUGUGGGCGGAAGGCAACUAGUUCUGGUGGAUACUCCUGGGCUGUUUGACACACAUCUUCCUGAGAGCGAAUGGUGGUCUGUCACACUCCUUCUAGCCAAUGUCGCCAUUCCUCGAACACGAGUUUCAUUGCUAGGAGCUCUUGGUCACCGACUCUGUAAUUCCUCUCUGCUAGACUCAAUUUCUGUGAAAAGUAGGCUAUGCGCCUCAGUCUCUCUACCUUUCCCGUGUAUCCCGUGUCCUUCCUUCUGGAUGAUCGGCCAACUGGAGGCAGUUUAUGAGUUUCUGCAGCUACUGGGGGUCAGGCGCUUGCAGGACACCUGGAUUGUCUUCACUGGGGGAGAUGAACUGGACAGAGAUGAGCAGUCAAUAGAGGAGUUCAUCAGUGGGACAGUCCACCUCAAAAGAGUUGUUCAGACAUUUAAUAACAGGCAGCAUGUGUUCAACAACAACAACCCACAAGAUAGAAAUCAAGUAAAAACAUUGAGUGAGAAAAGUGAAGCGUGAGUGUGUUUAGAUCAUUCUCUUUAUCUGCACUGUUGUCUGGUCCGCUUUGUUUUAAUGUGUCACUAGAGUGGCACAGUGCUUGUUUUGAUUUUUUAUUAUUUUUUUUAGACAGCUCAAUCUGUUUAGUUAAUUCAGUUCUCAUAUGAUGUCUGCUCUAAUCAGAAGAAAUAUAAGUGUAAUACGAAUUAUUUUAUACAUACAUUUCCAUAUGUUCUUUGCAUAUUUUGUGGUAUAGCCUCAAAAAGAGCUUGAGUCCAGUAAUCAUGUGGCAUCUACAGAUUGUCUCUAAUAUUUACAUGUACAUUACUCUAGAGGUGUUCAGAUUUUUUUCUUUAUUGCGGAGAUGCCUCUUUUUGGAUUAGAGCCUCUAUUCAGCAGUCUACGAGGUAAACCUUCUGUCAUAAAUCCCCAUCCAUAUUCUGGCUCUAUCAGUGUCAGAAGUGUGGACAAAGAGCUGCAAGGUGUGGGUCAGUGUGAGAACCUUUAAUUAGUCAUAAUUAAUUAAUUAAGGCAUUUUAAUAAUAAUGGACAUUGCAUCUAUUUAUCUUGCCAAUUGUUGCUAUGGCAGCAAUGAAAUUGGAGAACUCAGAGAAAAAGAACUGAUCUACACUCUUUGAACUUCAGAACCCCAUGGAUUGAAUGUUAUGAUUUAAACAUAUAUUUUUUUUCAUAUAUAAAUGGGUUCCACCUCCUACAAAUUCAGAAGUCCUUUUCUUGCACAGCUGAUGAAGGACCUCUGUCCGAAACAUGCUGAAACUUUGUGUAAUUCACUAUAAUUCUGAAUAUCUCUGUUUUGUACUACAAUCCACUGCAGUUUCUCACCUCAUUACAUACAAUCUCUAUAUACAUACAUGUCCCACUGAUGCUUUAUUUUGGAUUAAACUUCAGUACUUUAUGAACCAUAGAGCUUUUCUUAUAUUGCAGUUCAUGAAGGUUCAUCCUCCAGUGAGAAAUGUGUUAUCUCUUAAAAAAUAACAGAGUGGUAGGAACCAAUAUAAUUAGAGUCCCAAGGUUUUACUGUUCCAAUGUAGCAGUUCAGGUCAUGUGAAUUUUAAUGAGUGAAAAUCUACUAUAAAUUAUAAAUGACCUCAAAGAGGGAACCUGUUACAUUUACUUGGCUCUCUUUCAGACCUGCAUAGUCAUGACAUGACUAUAGACCUUUCCAUCAUUUUCCAUCAUUUGAACUUGCGUCCCCCUCUUCAUUUUGUUUUUUGAACCUGUGCCCGCCCCAACCUCAACUCUGAAUAUUUAAGAUUGAGUGUGAAUAGGAUGCAUUUACAUAGGUAGCCAACAUAGUCAGUGAGAUGAUAAUCAAAUGUUCCUGUUUUAUAAGAAGGCAAUUUAGCAUAUUCUAGUUGAAAGGUAAUGAAUAUCUUAAGAUUACUUGAGGAACAGUUUCACUGCUGUUUAAAUUAUUAUUCUCAUUUGAGUUUUGAGUAUUUUAAAAAUUUGAUUGUGUCCCCUCUGCCCCCUUAACCCAUCAGACCAGAUAGCAUCUUCACUCCUAUAAGAUAAGUGCCACAUUAAAGCACUAGAGAGGAAUUAUAACCACCAUAUUGGUCUGGUUACUGCAGUCGCACAGGCUUCCAGAUGUGAGUUAGAACACUCUGGAAUGGCCCAUACCAAUGCACUGAAUAUGAACAUAUGUCCGAAUGUAAUGGACAAGCACCAUGUUCAGAUUUAGCCUUUAUUUAAAAUCUUCCCACAGGUUGCAGUUAUUCCUCUAUAUAAUUUCAUCUGUUUAUUGUUAGAUUUUUGCAUGGCAGUGCAUGGAUUUUUUCUUGCCUGACUGAUUAUUUUCCCUUUAUUGCAGUAUUACCCUAUUUUAUGAUCAGAGACCAAGUACGAGCAAAAGCUUCUGUGAGAGAACCAAAAUAUGGAUGGGGAAUAAUCAGUGCUGAAAGUGUAGGCAGGGUGAAAGGUGAGAACCUGUAAUUACAGCAUAUCAAUAUAUUUUCACUAAAUGAAUGUAACUAAUGGGAAACAUUGAGUCCAACAUUUAUUUUAUAAUAUUGUAUGAUGGAAGACCCAUCAUGUAGCAGAUAAAGUAAUAUAUGUAGAAAUACAUGCAUAUGUACAUCCUGGAGAAGAUCAUGCUUUCCACUGGU
This is a messenger RNA of Electrophorus electricus (electric eel), 3846 nucleotides long. The record is from RefSeq and is a predicted model, not a curated record. Lineage: Eukaryota; Metazoa; Chordata; Actinopteri; Gymnotiformes; Gymnotidae.